This is a messenger RNA of Pyrus x bretschneideri (Chinese white pear), 929 nucleotides long. RefSeq lists its product as uncharacterized. Bases 53 to 667 code for a protein of 204 amino acids. NCBI's taxonomy places the organism in Eukaryota, Viridiplantae, Streptophyta, Magnoliopsida, Rosales, Rosaceae. The record is from RefSeq and is a predicted model, not a curated record. The transcript has a single exon.
UGCAACUUGAACGAACGAGAGGCUCUCCCUUUUCCUCUGUGCAGGUAAAUCCAUGGCGUCAACGAGUCAACGAUCCCUCCUCCUCAUCGCCCUCAUCACCCUCUCCCUCUUCGCCAUCUCCGCCACCGCAUCAAGGCCCUGCAAAACCCUCUUCGUUUCCUCCUACUCCUUCUCCCUCCGCCGUCUCCCAUCCUCCUCUUCCUCCUCCGGCUUCGUCACCGUCGUCACCGAAAUCGGCCAGCUCCGCCCUGUACACAUCCACCCUGCCCGCUCAGAAGACGUCUUCGUCCCACACCACCACCACCACCACCACCACGACAGCGAGAAGCGGACUCAGACGGCACCGCUCUUUCCCUUCAUCGGAACGGCUUCUUCGUCGUCGUCCUACGACCUCAGCUCCCUGCGCGAUCGCACCAAGGACAUCCUUAGCGUCGUCGUUUCGCUGCUUUUCGGCGUUGGCUGCGGCGCGCUCACCGCCGCCACUAUGUACCUGGCUUGGUCCGUCUUCAUCAGUCGCCACGACGACAGCGGCUCCAGCUCUUUCGAUGACGAUUUCAAAGACUUCAGCCCGAAGAAGGUGGGUUAUGUCAAGAUUCCGGAGGUGACCGCUGACUCCGUUUCCCCACCACCGUCUACGGUCAAGGAAGCCGCCGCCGCCGCAGUGUGAAUAGCGUCAUGAUGAUGGCAAGUUGGUAAUUCCAUAAAUACCUUAUAAUUAAACAAAUGUGCCCCUUGGAUGAUGAGAAGUUUGUGACUGUGUUGUGGUUUGGUGAUAAAAUAAGCUUAAAUCGUACGCCGUGGUCUGUAUUUAUCGAAUUACUACUUAAUUAUUGUCCUCUCAGUCUUUUCCUAUAUAGUUUAUCCAGAUAGGACACAUUUGAAAUGUUGUUGUAUUUCGUAUUCGUUAUAUACGCAAGCAAUUGUGUUGA